Messenger RNA from Eufriesea mexicana, 574 nucleotides. Its product is annotated as keratin-associated protein 19-2. NCBI's taxonomy places the organism in Eukaryota, Metazoa, Arthropoda, Insecta, Hymenoptera, Apidae. The record is from RefSeq and is a predicted model, not a curated record. The transcript is spliced from 3 exons. The coding region runs from base 96 to 482 and encodes 128 amino acids.
GCGGAUUUUCUCAUCGUCAUUUGCCACUCGAUUCUCGAAGAAGCAAGCAGUCUCUAGCAAGAACGAGUUGUACAUCGAUAGACGAGUCUGGAAGCAUGAAGACGGUGCUGAUCCUGUUGGUCGCGGUGCUGGCUACCGCCCUGGCCUACCCUGCCGACCUACACUCUGACGAACUAAGCCCUGUCAACAAUGUCGAGGAACAAGAACCUGCCCAGGAGAGAAUCUCCAGAGAAGCAAAGCCGGAGCCUAUCCUGCUCGGUGUAGGUGGAUUUAAAUUAGGCGGGUUCGGUGCAAUCGGAGGAUUAGGAGGCUAUGGGGGCUACGGUGGUUACGGUGGCUACGGAGGCGGUUACCACGGCUACGGUGGUGGCUACAGAGGCUACGGUGGCUACGGUGGCUACCCUCACGGAGGCUAUGGCGGCUAUGGGGUGCCAUUCGGAGGCGCGUACGCCAAGGCUGGCGCUUUCGGCUAUGGACGAUGAGAAGCCUGCUGCACCGAUUCUCUCGACGGUACACACCCGAUAACGACCUAGUAGCCAGCGUUGCUCAAUUUUCUACGAUAUUUCCACGCUUG